AUGGUGGUGUCCCAAUUUUUCAUCUCUCAUAAGAACAAACUUAAAGAUGAAAUCCAAAAAUGGCAUGUUCAUAGCUUGUGUCACAUUAUCAAUGCUGGUGUUUCAUGCUGCUUCACAGUGCAGCAGGAAACCAGUGAUAUUCAACUUCGGCGAUUCGAAUUCAGACACCGGCUGCCUUGCUGCAGCAAUGGGAUACGAGUUCGGCUAUCCGGACUCUUUCAUCGCCCCACCGGUCGCCUGUGUGACGGCCGCCUCAUCAUCGACUUCCUUUGUAAGCUAGUACAAAUAGUGGCGCGAAAAUGUGAAGUCAAAUUAUUUGAGUCCGUAUCUGGAAUCAUUGGAGGUUACAAGAAUCUUGUGGGAGAAGAUGGAUUCAAGAACGCCAUCUACAUGAUCGAUAUAGGCCAAAAUGAUCUCACGCCUGCAUUCAACAACGUUCCGUACGACCAAGUUCUUCAAAAGAUCCCUUCAUUCAUCUCAGAGAUUAAGGAGGCUAUGUGGGUAAGCAAACACCACUCUCUCACCAUGACAAUUACUACUAGACUGCGCGAUCCAUGAAUGAAGCGUCCAAAGCAUUCAACUCCCAACUGCGCGAUCUUUGCCAACAAGUACGCGAUCAGAUGAAAAACACGACCAUCGUCUAUGUGGAUCAAAUACAGUCUCAUUGCAAAUUCUUCCACCUACGGUGAGUUGACUCAUAAUCAUACAUAUAACUAGCAGUGAGCAAAAUAUCUGAAAAUUGAAAUAUGAAAUACAACUGUUGGCAAUAUUGAUGGCAUGUUGCGGACAUGGUUGGUGGAGUGCCUUACAACUUCGAUCCAGAGAAAAAGUGUCGGGAUGCAGGGUUCGGCCUGUGUAAGGAAGGGGCAGGGGCAGGGGCAGGGCCCUACGUGAGUUGGGAUGGAGUAGGCUGCUAAUACCAUUGUUGCCUCUGCAAUCUUGUCUACUAAAUAUUCCACUCCAAACCUUCCAUUUAACUUUUUCUGCAAUAACUAAUUUAUACUACUACACUUAUGUAGCUAAAUUGAAGAUCAUGCUCGUGCUUGUGUGAUUUGCUAAUUGAUAGUCUUAUAUAUAAAUAUUAUAUAGUAAUUUUUCAUUUUAGAAUAA
Salvia splendens (bonfire salvia) is the source of this 1110-nucleotide messenger RNA. RefSeq names its product GDSL esterase/lipase At3g62280. The coding region runs from base 1 to 558 and encodes 185 amino acids. Gene Ontology annotation, molecular function: hydrolase activity, acting on ester bonds. The record is from RefSeq and is a predicted model, not a curated record. The transcript is spliced from 4 exons. NCBI's taxonomy places the organism in Eukaryota, Viridiplantae, Streptophyta, Magnoliopsida, Lamiales, Lamiaceae.